Molecule: messenger RNA, 858 nt
Organism: Aspergillus aculeatus ATCC 16872
Lineage: Eukaryota; Fungi; Ascomycota; Eurotiomycetes; Eurotiales; Aspergillaceae
Product: RTA1 domain-containing protein
Exons: 2
Coding region: 1-858 (285 amino acids)
Cellular component (GO): membrane
Source: RefSeq, a predicted model, not a curated record
AUGUCCCCCGCGCCUCUCGCGCCCCGAGGGGAAGCCUCCUUCGACCUCUACCCCUACAACCCCUCCGCCGCCGCGGGCUGGACCUUCGUCGUGAUCUUCGCCCUCGGCGCCGCGGUCCACCUCUUCCUAAUCUUCCGACUCCGCGCGUGGUUCUUCAUCCCGUUCCUGCUAGGGUGCAUCGGCGAAGCAUUCGGCUACUACGGCCGCGCGUGGUCGCACAAUCACAUCCGCAACGGUAGCCCCUACCUGCUGCAGCUGAUGCUGAUCCUGGGGUCGGCGCCGCUGCUCUCGGCCAGCGUCUACAUGACGCUGGGGCGGGUGGUGCGGGCCCUGCAUGCCCAGUCGGCGACGGUCAUCCGGUCGACGUGGAUGACCAAGAUCUACGUGCUGAUCGACAUCGGCAGCUUCGUGUGCCAGAUGAUGGGGUCGGCGAUGCAGGCCAGCGGCGAUGCGAGCGGGGUACGUACAGGCCAGCGCGUGGUCAUCGGGGGCUUGGGGGUGCAGCUCGUCGCCUUGGGGUGGUUUCUCGUUGAGGCUGGCGCGGUGCAUCGUCGGCUUAAUACGAGGCCGCCGUCGGCCGCGGCGCGCGAUCCCGCCGUGCCGUGGUCGCGCACGCUGUGGACGCUGCAUGCGGUCACGGCGUUGAUCACGGUGCGCAGUGUCUAUCGGCUUGUGGAGUUUUUGGCGGGCACGGACAGUGUGUUGGCUAAGAAGGAGGCGAUUUUGUAUGUCUUUGAUGCGUCGUUGUUGGCUAUUGCCGUGUUUGCGUUUGCGGCGGUGCAUCCGGGGAGGAUGUUGCGGGCGGUGAGGAGGAUGGGGCAUGGUGGGUUGUCUGAUGGGGUGGUUAUGUUGGACUAG